Molecule: messenger RNA, 9304 nt
Organism: Astyanax mexicanus (Mexican tetra)
Lineage: Eukaryota; Metazoa; Chordata; Actinopteri; Characiformes; Acestrorhamphidae
Gene: rnf170
Product: ring finger protein 170
Exons: 13
Coding region: 177-977 (266 amino acids)
Molecular function (GO): ubiquitin protein ligase activity
Source: RefSeq, a predicted model, not a curated record
GUGAUCUCCCCUGUAGAGGCUCUGUGGCGCGGUAACUCGUCAGCUACGUGAUGCGGAAAAGCGGAUCCAGCAGAAAUGAGUCCGGAUUCAUGUUUCUCUGGUGAAUUAAACCGGUUUAAUGAGUCCGCCUGGUGAUCGGACUGUGGUGAAGUGAUUGCAGGCUAUGAGAAGGUGGAAUGGAAGAUAACGACUGUUUGGAAGCAAACCGUUUGAUUCAGGAUGAAGACUCUCUUAUCGAAGGCGUCAGUAACCCCGUCCUAGUUGUGGUGAUCCUGAGCGUGGCGUUUCUGGGUGCUCUGGCCACACUGCUCUGCAGAAAUGAGCAUCAGCGGAUCCACCCAGAGAAUCAGGAGCAUGUUCGAGCUGUUCGACAGCAACUUCAGACAGAACAGGACACAUCAUCCGAGUCGAGGCAUCAGUACUACUCAGACAUGUCCUGUCCAGUGUGUCUGCAGCAGGCUGUACUGCCAGUGGAGACUAACUGCGGCCAUCUCUUCUGUGGUUCUUGUAUUAUUGCAUACUGGCGUUACGGCACUUGGCUCGGAGCCAUAAGCUGUCCCAUCUGUAGACAAAUGGUGACCCUGCUGUUCCCGCUUUUCCAAGACACGGGACAGAGCGCGCAGACGCAGGACGGACAGAUAGACCCAGCGCUUAUUCUGGGUGAUGUUAAUGACUACAACCGCAGGUUCUCAGGACAGCCCAGAUCUCUCCUGGACCGUCUGCGGGACGUCCCGACGCUCCUACGCCACGCCUUCAGGGAGAUGUUUUCAGUGGGAGGUCUGUUCUGGAUGUUCCGGAUCCGUAUCAUCCUGUGCCUGGUGGGGGCGCUCACAUACCUGGCAUCUCCGCUGGACUUCAUCCCCGAGGCUCUCUUCGGCCUGCUGGGCUUCAUGGACGACUUCUUCGUCAUCCUCCUCCUCUUCAUCUACAUCUCCAUCAUGUACCGGGAGGUGGUGACGCAGAGACUGGUCGGAUGAACCCGGGCUGAACCUUAGCUCAUAUUAAUCCACCUACAUUCAGUUUAGAAACAGUAGGUUCAGAUACAGAAGGGUCUAGGAGAAUUACAGGUUUUAUAAGGGGGCUGUACGGGUGUGUGUGCGUGUCUGUGUGUGUGUGUGUGUGUGUGUGUGUAUGUGUAUGUGUGGGGUUGUGAAUUUCUUUGGUUGAGUGUGUGUGUGCUGUCCCAUGUUAUCAAUAUUGCAAUUAAAGGAGUACUUUAAAUUAAAGCUACUUUUCAACCUGAUCUCUGUCUGCAUCUGUAAGGUAUACCGUAUCUUUCAGACUAUAAGGUGCACCAGAUUAUAAGGCGCACUAUCAGUGAACAGUCUUUUUUUGGUCAAUUUUCUUACUUAAGGCACACUGUAUUAAAAGGUGCAUUAAGCACCACUGGAAGGCUCCUGACUACGGUAGCCUGUUGUGCCAAUUUCAGCACCCCCGCUAGGAAAAGCCCCCCCUCUCGGGAGUGCGCACUCACUGUCUUAGAAAUACGCCCCCAAAAAAAGAUGAGGUUCUUAGCUACGCUGACUCAAAAGAGACGAUAAAAAAGAAACGUGUCACCUGCACCCUAUACUGAGAGAGGGUGCUUUUCCUGGCGGGGGUGCUGUUUUCACAGUACAGCUGUUGAGCCAAAAACAGCCUCCCCGCCAGGAAAAGCACCCUCUCUCAGGAGAGAGUUCAGGUGACACGUUUCAUUUUUUAUUACCUCUUAUGAGUCAUUGUAGCUUAGAACAUCAUCUUUUUAUGGCGUGUACCAUAAUCGUAUCGUACGCAAUAAUAUCGCCAACAUUUUUUAAUAUCUUGAAUGAUAUUAUACCUUGAAAUAUUGUUACAUAUCAACCACCCUUAAUUAUCACAUCAGGGUACUACGUUUUUGCUGUUUUUAGCAACAAAAAAAAAAAAAAAUCACACUGUUCUCAUUUCCCAUUAUAUAUCUACUAAAGACAGAUUGUAUCUGUCCAAUAUCAUUCAUUGCAUCAUAUAUAUUGACAUGAUAGUCUUUUCUUUCUAACACCUUCUGUAUUCUGUAUUGUUGCAGGAUAUUAGGUUUCUAAUUUAUUUUGUAAAAUGAAAUAUUUCAGCCAUUUAUUCACUAUAGACUUUCAGCAACUGUCCAAUAGGGCUUCUGUUAUAAGACAGUUUUUCAAAAUGAUACUGAAACAUACAGUGCAGAUGCAGCACACUGCAAAAAUGUAAAUGUUAGCAAGUUAAAUCCUCUUAAAUCUAAGUAAAAUAUCUGACUUUUCUCAUUUUUGCAUUGUUGUCAGAAUUGUAUAGAAAUAUCUUAUGGAUUUCUAUCCUAUUUCUCCGUGUUUAAAGUAAUUUGCAGCUGUCUUAUUCCUUCGGCUUGUUUAAAGCAUUAUUUUAUAAAAAAAACUACAUUUUCUGAAUUAAGCUAACUAAUCUGCAAAACUAAUAAGACACUUUUAAAAGACUGAAGCUGAAAAACACAUACAGGGAAGUUAGAAAUAAAUUAGUAAUAUUGUAUUAUAGUAUUAAAAUAAGAAAUAAGCAAUAUUUAGACUACAUUUUGGAGGAUUUCUCUCGAUAACAUCUUUUUUUGCAGUGCAUCUAGAGAUUUGGUUGAGAACAAGCUGAAUGAAUGAAGUAUUCCUUUAAAUAGCUGAUCUUCUGUUCUCAUAAUACAGCAUAAGUAUUUUCAUUUAAAGCUGUUUUUUAUUCUCCAUAUCAACAGAUAAAACACUUGACAGCUUGUUGUCGGUUUUCAUAUUUUGGCUGCGAAAAAUUAUCUACAUCCAGUUUUGGCUCGGAUAAGGGAUAUUUAUUCUUCUCUGCAUUUGGAAGGAGAUCAUGUUCAGUAUACAGUAUAUAUGGUUUGUAAUCAUAAGGAGCUGAGCUGAGCCUCUGCAGACAAGCUGUAGGAAUAUGCUGGGUUUAAAGUAAUUGAAUUGUGCUGCGUUCACAUUAUUAUCUGGCUGAAGUGACUCUAAUAAUUUUUUAAUAUUAUUAGAAAAUAUUUUUUUACUAAAAGCUCCACUAGGUAGGAUUGAGAUUUUGUGCUCGCGGGCUCCCCCUACAGUUGCAGAGUGUAAUAAAUGUUUCAGGCGGAUUAGUUUCUCUUUCUCGUUUUCUAGCUUUCACAGACAUAUUCUGUCUCUUUCCAGCUUCUACCAGAGUGUAUGUAUGUUAGUUUGUAAAGAAUGAACCAGUAGUCCUUGUAGAACUGUUAGAACUAAAGGUCGGAAAGCAGGUCGCAGUUCUCGCGAGUGUUGGUCGCGGCCGUCUCGGAAAACUUACAGAGUCUGGUUUGAGCUCAGAGGAGCUCCGGCACAGACACCCAAGGAAUCAAGGAAAAUCAAGGAAAUCCUAACUAGUGCUGCUUUAAUGUGACACAGAUCAGAUUUUUUCAGGGCUGUGCAGACGUGUUCACUUUAAUUUCGUAUCAGAUUUGUGGGUAUCUGACAGAAUUGUGAAUGCUCAGAUUGAAUUUCAUGCAUUUUUUCUCUCUUAUCCCAGCAACAUUUGCUGUCGACAUCACCCAGAACUGCUGUUUUUUUUAUUUUAUUUCUAAUUUUUAUCCCAUUUUCUCCCCCAAUUUACAAGGCCAAUUACCCAAAUCACUCAUUAGUACUCACCCUAACACUAGUGAUGCCCAACGACAGGAGGGUAAAGACUAGCACAUGCCUCCUCCGACACAUGUGACGCCACCACCUCUUUUUGCGCAGCAUCACAGCGCACUCGGAGGAAAGCGCAGCGACUCAGUUCCAAUUCAUCAGCUCACAGGGGCUCCGGCAGCUAAUGGUAAGCUGCAUGACCGGGAUUCGAACCGGCGAUCUCCCGAUCAUAGUAACAGCGCUUAUUCAGCAGGACCACUCUAAACCCCACCUAGAACUGCUGUUUUGAAGAAUUCUAACUCCGUGCCAGAAUCUGACUUCACUGUGUGUGCUUAACAGAUUACAUUCACAAUUCCUGUUGCUGUUUCUCUGUAUGAGUAACUAUUAAUAUUAACAGAAUAUUGCUUAUAAAGGGAGUCAGAUUCUGGUGGGGGGGUGGAUUAUGGCACGACACCGGCAGCCUGGCAAAACAGCAGAGAUGACGUGCAAAACAUACAAUUAAGUAUGUUAUACAUUAAGUGUUAUUUAAUUUCACUUACAGACCAGCAUGCUCAGCUAACCCCUAUGGACGGUGGACGGUGUGUUACUGCAGUUAUUGCAUAAGUUUCCGAAAGGGCGAUACUAGGCAAUCAGUGUGGGCGGUGCUUUGUUGUCAGGGGUGCACAGAGAUGCUUAGGUGUUCUUUACAAUAAUAAUGUGGUUGUAUGUGUCUCUAAUUGGUGUGGUGCGGUGGAUAACACCACCGCCUGCCAGUAAGCUACCAUGUGGGAGAUUGCGGUUCAAUUCCAGGUCUGGGUGAUUGAAUGCUGUGCUAUACCAAUAAGAAAGAGUCUUUGGGCAAUUUUAAGUCAUUUUGGAUAAGAGCAUCAACUAAAUGCUGUAACUGUAAAUGUAAUGUAAUGUCUGAUCACCCAUAAAUCUUUGUGAUCAGUUCGAGAGAUCAGAUAACGAAACAUCUUCAAGACACACUACACCCCAGUUACACCUGUAUUUUUUUUACUGGACGUUUAUAGUCAGAUCACCCAGAAUGCAUGUUAAUCUUAGGGUCUUACGUUUAUGAACAUAACAGUCAAGGUAUACAUAUCCAAUAUAAGUUUAAAAAAAAAAAAACUCACUUGUAAAGUGUGUAAUGUGAACGUAGCCAUUAAGGGUAAAGGAGUGAAUAACAAAAAUAAAUAAGAAAGGAGAUUGUCUUAAAAGAAGAGCUACAUAUGUUCAUAUUGGGGCGAAAAACAAUAUAUGAGCACAGAGAACAGAAAAAAAAGUUAAUCAUUGUGUGUGAGGUACAGUAUCAGUCAAAAUUGUGGACACAUCUCAUUCAAUGUGUUUUCUUUCUUUAUAGUUUUUUUUUACAUUGUAUAUUUAAUAUUUAAGACUAUAUUAAAGCUAUACAGGAGCACAUGCUGAAUUAUGUUGUAAACAAAAAGUGUAAAACAAUCUAGAAUAUGUUUUUUAUACUUAGAUUCUUCUAUAAGCAGCACAUUUAUUUUUAAGGGCAGAUCUGCACACUCUUGGUAUUUUAAUCUCAGUGUCUUCAUGAGGGAGAGUCACCUGGAAUAGUUUUCUCAGAGUCUUGAAAGAAGGAGUUCCUGGAGGUGCUGAACAAUAGCUGCUGCGUUUCCUUCCAAAUCACCUCAAAAUCACCAUCUCAGUUCAUCAGGUUUAGAUCAGGGGAUUUAUGUGGAGGACAAACACGUUAUGAUACCAUAGCAACGCCGUAGCAACCACCUAGCAACUGCUUAGCAACUCCUUAGCAACCACCUAGCAACUGCUUAGCAACAUCAUAGCAACCACCACAGACACAAUAGCAACACCUUAGCAACCACCUAGCAACCGCUUAACAACACCUUAGCAACCACCACAGACACCAUAGCAACACCUUAGCAACCGCUUAACAACACCUUAGCAACCACCACAGACCCCAUAGCAAACGCCAAGCAACCACUAUAGCAAAAAAUGGGAGCCAUUUUAGCUGGAAAUGCACUUUUCUAGUUUACUACGUAAUUCCAUAUGUAUCCCUUAAUUGUUUUAAUGUCUUUAGUAUUAAUCUACAGUAUAGAAAAUAAAUUAAAUAAAGAAAUAAAGGAAAACACUGAAUGAGAAGGUGUGACCAGACAUUUGACUGGUACUGUAAAUAAAUGAAUAAUUGAACAAUCUUCCAGAUCUGUGAGAAGCUGUGAGCUAAUAUAAUGUUGUUAUAUAUAUAUUUUUUUUGUUGGCUGAACAGAAAACAGAAACUGAACAGAAAAAGGGCUGGUUUUAUUUUGGCUCUGGCUAAAAAAUCCGGAAACAAGUUAUUCCAUCAUAAAGAAAUGCUAGUCGAAGCGAUGGUGCAGAAUGUAGCUAGAUAAUAUAAAUAUAAUCAGUUUCAUGUUUACAAGGGUUUUGGUAUAUUUCUUCCCUCAGAAAAGAGAGAAAAUGCAACCAAACUUAUUCUCACAAUUCGCAACGUAGCUGACGCUAGCUAGCUAACCUUGUUGCACUAUUGGCUAUAUGCUAAGUUAAAACAAAGAAUGUCUUUAUUUGUGUUUUUUUUUUUUGGAUGAAAUGUUUAAUUACUUUAUAUUUAUGGUAUAAUUUAUCUAGCAGUUAGUUUCCUGCUUUAUGUGUUUUUUUAUUUACUUUGAGCUACUAGCUAGCAUAGCAGGAACAACUAUUAGCUAUUAGCUUAGCUAAGAUAAGUAACAGGCUAGCUAACUAGCUGUUGAGGUGUGAUUGUAAAUCAUAUUUUUCUCACUAUAAGGUGCACCGGAUUAUAAGGUGCAUUAUGCGAUUCUAGUAAGUCGCAAUAAAUGGAAAGAAUGUUUUAAUUACAAUUUUAUUACCAAGCUAUUGCUUUAAGCUGAAUUGUAGGCGUAAAGUAAAACAUUAACUCUCCUGUUAUGGUCAUUUGUCAGGAACAGCAACAGUGUUCCCGGGUCAUAUUUAAUUAUCUAAAAGAUGUCUGAAACCCCCCAAAAAAUCCUAACAAGCUGUGUGAAUAUUUAAUUACUAACUCCAUUACUAAUUAUUCUAUCAAUAUGUAGUGCAAUGGUGUUCCUUACCUCUAACAGGUAAUGGUUCAAAUAGAAUAGUUCACUCGUUUUUUAUUAAAAAAUACAUAUUCAAACAAGUUUUACAACUUUAUUACUUUUGAAAAACCGACAUAUAAAACACAAUAGUUUUACAUAAUAUUGAAACUAUACACUGCAGUUUUGUUGUAGAUUUUGUUUGGGGGGGACAUUCAACUAACAUUCAACUACAUCUCUAUUAAAUGCAAAUGAACUAAAAGGUGAAAGUAAAUGAUUCUCUAUUGAAUACAACCCUACAUUCAACUCUAACCCAAACGCUUAUCUUAAUAUUUUAGGAUUGGGUUUAGGGUUAGAUUUUAUGGUUGAUUAAGGGUUAAGGUUAGGGUUAGGUGUAGGGUUAGAUUUUAUGGUUGAUUAAAGGUUAAGAUUAGGGUUAGGUGUAGGGUUAGAUUUUAUGGUUGAUUAAGGGUUAAGGUUAGGGUUAGGUGUAGGGUUUGAUUUUAUGGUUGAUUAAGGGUUAAGGUUAGGGUUGGUUGUAGGGUUUGAUUUUAUGGUUGAUUAAGGGUUAGGGUUAGGUGUAUGGUUUGAUUGUAGGGUUGAUUAAGGGUUAAGGUUAGGGUUAGGUGUAUGGUUUGAUUGUAGGGUUGAUUAAGGGUUAAGGUUAGGGUUAGGUGUAGGGUUUGAUUUUCUGGUUGAUUAAGGGUUAAGGUUAGGGUUAGGUGUAGGGUUAGAUUUUAUGGUUGAUUAAGGGUUAAGGUUAGGGUUAGGUGUAGGGUUUGAUUUUAUGGUUGAUUAAGGGUUAAGGUUAGGGUUAGGUGUAGGGUUAGAUUUUAUGGUUGAUUAAAGGUUAAGAUUAGGGUUAGGUGUAGGGUUAGAUUUUAUGGUUGAUUAAGGGUUAAGGUUAGGGUUAGGUGUAGGGUUUGAUUUUAUGGUUGAUUAAGGGUUAAGGUUAGGGUUAGGUGUAGGGUUAUAUUUUAUGGUUGAUUAAGGGUUAAGGUUAGGGUUAGGUGUAGGGUUUGAUUUUCUGGUUAAUUAAGGGUUAAGGUUAGGGUUAGGUGUAGGGUUUGAUUUUAUGGUUGGUUAAGGGCUAAGGUUAGGGUUGGGUGUAGGGUUAGAUUUUAUGGUUGAGUAAGGGUUAAGGUUAGGGUUAGGUGUAGGGUUUGAUUUUAUGGUUGAUUAAGGGUUAGGGUUAGGUGUGGGGUUUGAUUUUAUGGUUGAUUAAGGGUUAAGGUUAGGGUUGGUUGUAGGGUUUGAUUUUAUGGUUGAUUAAGGGUUAAGGUUAGGGUUAGGUGUAUGGUUAGAUUUUAUGGUUGAUUAAGGGUUAAGGUUAGGGUUAGGUGUAUGGUUAGAUUUUAGGGUUGAUUAAGGGUUAAGGUUAGGGUUAGGUGUAGGGUUAGAUUUUCUGGUUGAUUAAGGGUUAAGGUUAGGGUUAGGUGUAGGGUUAUAUUUUAGGGUUGAUUAAGGGUUAAGGUUAGGGUUAGGUGUAGGGUUUGAUUUUCUGGUUAAUUAAGGGUUAAGGUUAGGGUUAGGUGUAGGGUUUGAUUUUAUGGUUGAUUAAGGGUUAAGGUUAGGGUUAGGUGUAGGGUUUGAUUUUCUGGUUAAUUAAGGGUUAAUGUUAGGGUUAGGUGUAGGGUUUGAUUUUAUGGUUGAUUAAGGGUUAAGGUUAGGGUUAGGGUUAGGUGUAGGGUUAUAUUUUAUGGUUGAUUAAGGGCUAAGGUUAGGGUUGGGUGUAGGGUUAGAUUUUAUGGUUGAGUAAGGGUUAAGGUUAGGGUUAGGUGUAGGGUUUGAUUUUAUGGUUGAUUAAGGGUUAAGGUUAGGGUUGGUUGUAGGGUUUGAUUUUAUGGUUGAUUAAGGGUUAAGGUUAGGGUUAGGGUUAGGUGUAGGGUUAUAUUUUAUGGUUGAUUAAGGGCUAAGGUUAGGGUUGGGUGUAGGGUUUGAUUUUAUGGUUGAUUAAGGGUUAGGGUUAGGUGUAUGAUUUGAUUGUAGGGUUGAUUAAGGGUUAAGGUUAGGGUUAGGUGUAGGGUUAGAUUUUAGGGUUGAUUAAGGGUUAAGGUUAGGGUUAGGUGUAGGGUUAGAUUUUAGGGUUGAUUAAGGGUUAAGGUUAGGGUUGGGUGUAGGGUUAGAUUUUAUGGUUGAUUAAGGGUUAAGGUUAGGGUUGGGUGUAGGGUUAGAUUUUAUGGUUGAUUAAGGGUUAAGGAUAGAGUUAGGUGUAGGGUUAGAUUUUAGGGUUUAUUAAGGGUUAAGGUUAGGGUUAGGUGUAGGGUUAGGUUUUAUUUUAAACCAUUUACAUUCAACAUAGGGUUGAGUUAAAUUUAAUGAACAUUCAAUUCAAGCUGAAUGUCAGUUUUGAGCAUCAACAAGGCAUUAAAAUGGACCAUCCAAGUAAAGUGUUACCUUAUUAUUAUUAUUAUUAUUAUUAUUAUUAUUAUUAUUAUUAUUUGUAUUAUUAUUAAGGUAGAAUAAGUUAGGUUGCAUUCAGCUCUCGUCUCUCUAAAGUUGUAAUAGGCUUGUAUUUGUUGUUCAUUUGUCCGGCUUGGUUUCUUUUGCUGCCUCCCGAACAGCAUUACGAUGUUAAUCAUGCUGCAUUUCUCACUUUGGGAAGCUGUGAAGCGCAUGGAGCUGUGGAUCUUUUGCACAACAUGUCGUGCCUUGUCUUGGAGACAACAAUAGGAUUGUGAACUUGAACGAAUUGAAUUACAAAUAAAGUAUCUGAAACAAUCA